This is a messenger RNA of Micropterus salmoides (largemouth bass), 3154 nucleotides long. It is a transcript of the gene mapta, whose product is annotated as microtubule-associated protein tau a. Gene Ontology annotation, cellular component: neuron projection. Gene Ontology annotation, molecular function: microtubule binding. The record is from RefSeq and is a predicted model, not a curated record. Lineage: Eukaryota; Metazoa; Chordata; Actinopteri; Centrarchiformes; Centrarchidae. Gene Ontology annotation, biological process: neuron projection development; microtubule cytoskeleton organization.
CCUGACCUGCGACCGGCAAUGGACUACAUGAACAACGCCUCCAACAGCUACAGUUCAGGAGACACCAUGAGCUCCUCCUUAGCCAACAUGACCAUCAGCGACCAGCACCACCAGGAGAACGGAGUCCAGAUGGGACACAGAGGCCCCGGGGACGCCAAAAUGAAAGAGAUUGAAGCAGCAUUCAGUGAAAACGGGGUGAAAUCUGUGUCUGAACUCUCUCAACCAGAGAGUGGCAACGAGGUGCAACCUGCAGAGACGUCUGCAGAGAAAGGAGGUGUUGAAGCCGAGCUCUCAAAAAUAGACAGCGCCUCAUGUGAAGACGAGGGGCAGCUUGCAACAGGAGGAGCAGCUUCAACAGCAAAGCCUGGUUCUGGAGUCCUCUGUGAGUUUGCGUUUGAUGGAUCAAAGCCUGCUGUAGACGGAGGUGCUGGGGAGCGUGUUGACUUCAUGGGAGCUUCCUGCUCCCCGGACCCAGGAAAUGAGGGAGAGUGUGGGAAGAGGCUAAGUGACUCUUUGUGGGCCUCUGAGGACCUCAGCUGUGGGUCAGAGAUUAGACGGGACGUACCUACCAGCAGGGGGAGCCCUGAGUGGACUGGAGCUGCGGAUGCUCAGAGGGCGAUCAGCCUGGACGCCGCCGAGUGCCUGACUGAAAUGAGCAAUCUGUCUUUAGUUCGCAGCAUGGCGUUGGAAGACCUGACAUCCAUCGGAGAUCAACACUUGUGGGUUAGUGAAGGAGAGGAGCUCGUCUCUGCACAAACAAAAGAUGGAGUGACUGCCGAUGGAGCAGCUUUAAAGUCCUGCAGUGACUCUGAAAGCAAAAAUAUAAACCCAGAAAAACAACAGUUGCUACACACCCAAAGUCUGUCACACUCUGGCUUUGAUUCUCAUUCAGAAGAUCCUCAUCCAGCACACAUCAGUAGGAACAUUUCCGAGAAGGACAGGCUUUUUACUGAAAUGCCAUCUGGCACAGCGACUGAAAACAGCAGCAGUGACUCAUCCUCACAUAGGGCCAGCUAUUCAAGGCCCGAAAUGACUGACUCAGACAUGAGGGGCAAUGUGGCUCAGACCACCGGUACCGCCGAGCUCCAGAAAACACCCCCCCAAAGCUCUCCAGCCAGAAAGUCUUUGGUGCCGGUCGCUAUUUUCAAAGCUCAUGCAAAGAUGGAUAACGGCUCUGCAGAUAAGACUCAAACUGCCACCAAACCAACCUCUUCCCUUAAAAGACCAUCCACCAAAUCACACGCGUCCUCCCGAAACGGCCCCAGCUCCAUCCCCGUUAAAACCAGCAGCACAGGGCCCAGGCAGCCCGGAAGUCUUGGUGGUGCAAAGUCUCAAACCCCCGGAGCCAAAACUUCUGCCAGAACUUCAGCUCAACCAGCUAGUGCCAAGAAACCUCCCACUCCAAAAAAUGGAAAAGAUGCCCAGAGUGGACAUAGCAGUCCUGGUACUCCAAAAUCUCCCACUAGCCAAGCCCUCGCUGCCAAGGCGGCGGCCGAGGCCAACAAAGUGAAGAAGGUGGCGGUGGUGCGUUCUACACCCAAAUCACCGGGCUCGCUGAAGAGCCGCCCGCCGGCUCCGCUGGCUGCAGCAGCGCCCAUGCCAGACCUGAAGAACGUCAGGUCCAAGAUCGGCUCCACAGAAAACAUCAAACACCAGCCUGGAGGUGGAAAGAUCUCAGCAAUGUCUUCGGUUCAAAUCCUUGAUCAGAAGUUGGAUUUUAGUAAUGUCCAGUCUAAGUGUGGCUCCAAAGACAAUAUCAAACAUGUACCCGGUGGCGGCAAUGUCCAAAUCCUCGAUAAGAAGCUGGACUUGGCCAACGUCCAAGCCCGUUGUGGUUCUAAAGACAACAUAAAGCACACGCCCGGUGGAGGCAAGGUACAAAUUCUUGAUAAGAAGUUGGACUUAAGCAAUGUGCAGUCCCGGUGUGGCUCCAAAGAUAAUAUAAAACAUGUACCCGGUGGUGGCAAUGUUCAAAUUGUGCACAAAAAGAUUGAUCUGAGCAACGUUCAAUCUAAAUGUGGAUCGAAAGUCAACAUUCAUCAUAAACCAGGUGGUGGAAAUAUUGAGAUCAAAAAUGAGAAGCUGGAGUUCAAAGUCCAGUCCAAGAUCGGCUCUCUGGACAACAUUGGCCACGUUCCCGGAGGUGGACAGAGAAAGAUUGAGAGCCACAAACUGAACUUCCGUGAGUCAGCCAAGGCCCGCACUGACCACGGCGCCGAGAUCGUCUCUUUGGAAGACUCCCCCCGCCAGCUCAGCACCGUGUCCUCCUCCGGCAGCAUCAACAUGGCCGACUCUCCGCAGCUGUCCACGCUGGCCGACCAGGUGUCUGCUUCUCUGGCUCAACAAGGCUUGUGAAUGCACCCGCCUCGCUCCCCCCUCUCUUCUCCACCUCACGACCACGUAGAGGAGUUGUGAUGCCUUCCUCGUUAUUUUCACAGGACUUUUUAAGCUACCCAUCACUGUUUAUCCUUCACUAACCUUUUAAACUGUUCUUAAGGCAUUACUUGUAGAGGUCUUGAGAAAAAAACACAGAUUAACGAGUAGGCCAAAAUGUAUUUUAAUUUCUCUCGGUGGUCUUUGAUCUCUUUAUUUGCUAUUUCUACCUUUUGUAAGUCUCCCUUUAAGAGUUAAAGCACCCCAGAAGAGCAAAACUCUCCCUGUGAAGCUGAGGAAUUCAUAUAUCUUCAUGCAUAUCCUGGUAAAUCUGACAUCAUUUAACACUUGGUUUCCUGUCGCAUUGACUGUAAACCCUUUUAGAAAAGUAUGUUUUUAAUGUCCCCUUUGAUGGGUUUUAUUUUUGGGGAAAAUGGAAGGAGAUGCAGACUGUUAGGGUUCAUUUUGUGCUAAAGCCGAAGGAACCGUUGCAGGGUACAGCGAGGAACGUGGGAGGAAAACUGUUAAAAGAAAAGUAGCAAAUGUUUCGUCAAGGAAGAAAAAAUGCUUUCAGACCUCACUGCUGUCUUUGCUUUGUGUAGUCCCGACAUGUGCUGCGCCUCGAGCUACUGUAGGCGACAGGGGCGUAACCUGGAUUUAAAAAAAAUACAGAACGGCUAGAGUAGAAACUUUGGUUUGUGUUGGGCACAGUUUUAUAAUCGUAUUCUGUGGAUAUAUGACAUGUAUUUGAUAUGAAGAAACAUUUGUAUUGUGCCUGCUA